UCACUCAGAGAGGAUAAAGCAGAGCGAGCGAGCGAGGGAGGAGGAGACGUUGAACAUCAGCAGACGAAGCUUUCUGUGUUCGGGUGGAGGUGACUAACAGACACAAAGGAGACGGCGAGGCGCUCCGUCAGAGGACGAUGUUUGUCUGCAGGAUUUAUUCUGCACUGCUCUCAGCUGUGCUGCUGAUGUCAUCGUGGUGCGUUCAGGCUCUGCGCGUGGACGUGACACCCAGAACACCUCUGUUGAGACUUGGGGAGCGUCGUCAGCUGGUGUGUCGGGUUCAGGACUGUCCUACGACCCCGAGGGUGUCCUGGUCUCUGCUGGGGGACCAACCGCUGAUCGCCUCCCCCAGCACCAAUGGGACCCAGUAUGUGUUGACCUUUGACCCAGUGAUGACGGAACAUGAAGGCGUUCUGCUGUGUAAGGUCGGCUGUGGACAAGACAACAAGCAGAUCAGAACCUCUGUCAGAGUUUAUGACUUCCCAUCAGCCCCUGUGAUCAGAGGUCAGGACCGAUUGAGGCUCGGGACGGAGUCCAUCCUGACCUGCCAGGUGUCUGAUGUUUACCCCUCUGAGCAGCUGACCCUUACCUGGCUCAGAGGGGACAUAGUCCUGAAGACCAGUCUGGGAGAUCCUGUAUCCAGUUUAGUCAAGUCUGAGUACAGAUUCACUCCUCUGGACCAGGACUCAGGAGGAAACAUCAGCUGCAGGGCCACGCUGGACCUGGACAACCUGCCUGUCGAGGAUGGGACCAGAGAGACCACAAUCCCCCUAAACCUGCUCUAUGCUCCGAUUGUCACGGCGAUAUCAGACUCUGUGUUGGUGAUGGCGGGCUCUCCACUCGCUCUCACCUGUUCAGCAGAGGGAAACCCUGAGCCAAUCAUCACCUGGAGCUUCCUGACGGUGUCCGGUCAGUCUGUGCAAUGCGGUCGAGGCCAGCAGCUCGACUUCACGGCAGUGAGUCUGUCUGAGUCCGGACGGUACGAGUGUGAAGCCCGAAACAGCGAGGGGAACCAGACGGCUGGCGUGGAGGUCACGGUUCACGCUCCACCCACCAACACCUCCCUCUCAGUGAGUCCAGGUCUGGAGGUGGUGGAGGGCCAGCAGGUGACCUUUACCUGUCGCUCAGAUGGAGUUCCGCCCACCACUCUAGUGCUAAGGAGGGGAGAGGUGGAGCUUCAGAGGGCUGACUCCUCCUCCACACUCUCCUUCAGCCUCUCCUCCGCCCUGCUACAAGACUCCGCCCACUACGAGUGUGAAUCGUCCAAUCAGUACGGAUCCCAACAGGUCACGAGCGUUGUCACCGUCACAGUUCACCCUCUGCAGGUGGAGGUGAGUCCUCUGGACCCAACAGCAGAAAUGGGUUCAAGUCUGGUCCUGACCUGCAGAGCUUCUGGGUGUCUCCACCCUCCCACCCUCACCUGGAGGACAGACUGGAAUCAGACGGUCCUCCAGAGGACACAGCAGCAGGACGGACGGUCCCCACUCCACCUGCAGAACCUGGACCUCCAGAACCAGCAAGGAUACAUAUGUGAGGCUGAGUGUGACUCUGUCCACAGGACCAGAACCGUCCAGGUCCAUGUCUUCUCGUUUCCAUCUGAUCCAAUUCUGGAGGAUCCGGGUCCCGUCCUGCUGGGUCAGGAGGCAACUCUUCGCUGUGAUGUCAUCAACGUCUUUUCAGCCAAUCAGAUGAUGAUCCAGUGGCUCUCCGGAAACACCAUACUGAUGUCGGAGAUGUUCAGCUUUUCCGAUUCCUUACAGAACAUCUCGUCUGUUCUUCAACACCAGGUUGAGGAGGACCAGCAGGUUCUGACCUGCAGAGCCGAGCUGCCGACGGAGGACAGAGACAUGCAGCGGUCCAGGAAGACCACCGUCCCCCUGCAGGUCCACUAUCCUCCAAGGAGAACCUCCCUCUCAGUGAGUCCAGGUCAAGAGGUGGUGGAGGGUCAUCAGGUGACGUUUACCUGUCACUCAGAGGGAGCUCCGCCCUCUACACUAGUGCUGAGGAGAGGAGGGGCGGAGCUUCAGAGGGCUGACUCCUCCUCCACACUCUCCUUCAGCCUCUCCUCCGCCCUGCUGCAAGACUCCGCCCACUACGAGUGUGAAGCGUCCAAUCAGUACGGAUCCCAAAAGGUCACGAGGGCUAUCACCGUCACAGCUCCUCCGAGGAACACCACAGUCCUGGUCCUGCCAUCUGCGGUGGUCCAGGAGGGACAAAACAUCACCGUCUGCUGCCAGACUAUCAGCUUCCCACCGUCAGCUGUGGUCCUGAAGAAGCUGACCAAUGGGACGGAACUAUACUCCUCCAACGGCACCUUCCUAUUGGUCAAUGUCACAGCUAGAGACUCCGGGCUUUAUCAGAUCAACGUGACCAACAACCUCGGGUACGAGGUGAAGGUCUUCAGCAUCAGCGUCAGAGAGAGAAGCACCAGCAGUCCUCCCAGUCUCAGUGCUAUCAUCAUCCCAGUCCUGUGUGCUGCCACUGGGCUAGCAGCUGUCGCUCUGUUCCUCGACUACCUGAGGAGAUCCAGGAAGAAAGGCUUCUACCAGCUGUCCCAGUCUGCCCCGCCUUCAGCCUGAGCCUAACACAGGGUUGCUAAUGCAUCCCAACAUUUGGCUACCAAGCUCCAACAUGCGGCUAUAAUGUUCUAGCAUGAUGUUUUGAUAACCCAAUAUGUGGCUACUAACUUCCAUCAUGUAGCCCCAGAAUCCAAAUGUGUGACUACAACAUCCCAAAAUGUGACUACCAUUGUGGAGCUUCCAUGUCCUGAUAUGUGGCUUUGAUGUGCUAACAUGUGGUUACUAUGUCCAAAUAUGUGACCACCACCUCCCAAUGUGUGGCUUCCACAUAGUAACAUGUGGCUUUUAUGGUCAAAAAGUGGCUAUCACCACUAAGUACCCAGAUGUGUGUGGCUACCAUGUCCAAGUUUGUUUCUAGAACACUCCAUCACUCGGCUACGGUGCCCCAACAUGCAGCUACCACCACCCACAAUGUGGCUAACAGACUCCAACACAUGGCUGCCUUUUUAUACCCCAACAUGUGACUACACGUCAUUCUACAUUCAUAACAACCCAAUGCUUGGCUACCACAUUCUAGUAUGUGACUACCACGGCCUAACAUGCAGUUUCGAUAUGACAUGUGGCUACAACCUUUCUACAUGUGGCUACAACCGUCCUACAUGUGGCUACAACCUUUCUACAUGUGGCUACAACCGCCCUACCUGUGGCUACAACCAUCCUACAUAUGGCUUCAACCUUUCUACAUGUGGCUACAGCCACUCUACAUGUGGCUACAACCUUUCUACAUGUGGCUACAACCCCCCUACCUAUGGCUACAACCGUCCUACAUGUGGCUACAACCUUUCUACAUGUGGCUACAACCUUUCUACAUGUGGCUACAGCCACUCUACAUGUGGCUACAGCCACUCUACAUGUGGCUACAACCGUCCUACAUGUGGCUACAACCGUCCUACAUGUGUCUACAACCAUCCAGUUGUUUCAUAUCCUGUUUCUACCUGAUGUAACACGCAAACACUUCCUGUUCUGAAUCAAACUUUGGUUUCAUUUUUAAAAAACUUUUUAAUCAAAAGAGAGGAAACAUCUGAGGUUCUGUCUGUGGUUCUGAUGAUUUACCUGCUGGUUUCGUGAACAUUUCUCUCUUUUUGUUUUUAUUAAAAUAUUUAUUUCUUCA
Larimichthys crocea (large yellow croaker) is the source of this 3690-nucleotide messenger RNA. It is a transcript of the gene vcam1b, whose product is annotated as vascular cell adhesion molecule 1b. The transcript has 10 exons. NCBI's taxonomy places the organism in Eukaryota, Metazoa, Chordata, Actinopteri, Sciaenidae. Gene Ontology annotation, biological process: cell-cell adhesion. Gene Ontology annotation, molecular function: cell adhesion molecule binding. The record is from RefSeq and is a predicted model, not a curated record. Gene Ontology annotation, cellular component: plasma membrane; cell-cell junction. Bases 138 to 2579 code for a protein of 813 amino acids.